GUAGUUGAGAGCACGCCUGUCGUUUUCUUCAACACUACACCAUCAUUCGCGUGCAGACAAGUAGGCGUGGUUUCCUGCUCCUAUGCCUUUGCAUUUCUCUGUUGAGCCGAUAACAAAAUCAAUAGACAUCCAGCGCGUCUUGCGACUACCGUCCUUACCGCACACUCACUCGUGAAAUCUCUCGUUAUUUUGUCUCUCUUUUGUUUUUCAUUUAUCUCUCCUUUUAUAUUUAUACUCUAAAGAAGAAACAAUUGAAGCGCCAUGCUCAACUCGAAAGACGUGGACUCGCCUGCGGGGUUCAAGUACGACUCCCUGCAGCAGCUGUGCAGCUCGCUGGGUGCCAAGAAGCCGAUCAAGCGUCUGCUCAUCGCGAACAAUGGGCUGGCCGCCGUGAAGGGGAUCGACUCCAUUCGCUCCUGGACGUACGAGCACAUGGGCGACUCCGAGGCGGUGCAGUUCAUCGUGAUGGCCACCCCGGAAGAUCUGAAGGCCAACGCGGAGUUCAUCUCCAUGGCGGAUCAGCACAUCCCCGUGCCAGGCGGCCCCAACAGCAACAACUACGCCAACGUCGACGUCAUCAUGCAGACGGCGCUGCAGAACAUGUGCGAUGCCAUCUACCCCGGCUGGGGCCACGCCUCGGAGAACCCGGCCCUGCCACGGGAGUGCGCCAAGUCUAAGCGAGUCACCUUCCUCGGCCCGUCGGAGGAUGCCAUGUUUGCCCUGGGUGACAAGAUCGCCUCGACGAUAGUGGCGCAGUCCAACGGGGUGCCGACGGUGCCGUGGAGCGGGGACAGCAUCCGCCUCACACCCGGCACCUUCGACGUGGAUGCGCAGACCUACGACAAGGCCUACGUGACGUCGCCCGAGGAGUGCGAGGAGGUGUGCCGGCGCAUCGGCUUCCCGGUGAUGAUCAAGGCCUCGGAGGGCGGCGGCGGCAAGGGCAUUCGGUGCUGCACCAACAUAAAGGAUGUGAAGAACUUGUUCUUUGCCGUCUCCGAGGAGGUCAAAGGCUGCCACAUCUUUGUCAUGCGUAUGCUGGAGAACGUGCGCCACUUGGAGGUGCAGCUGCUCGCCGACAACUACGGCAACUGCAUCGCCGUGCGCACGCGCGACUGCAGUGUGCAGCGCCGCCAUCAGAAGAUCGUCGAGGAGGGCCCCGCUUUUGGCGUCGAUCCGGCCAUCAUCCAGGCCAUGGAGACGGCGGCCAUCCAGCUGGCCCGCGCGGUGAACUACAGCGGUCUGGGCACGGUGGAGUACAUGUAUGACAAGGAGACGCAUGGCUUUUACUUUCUGGAGCUAAACCCGCGUAUCCAAGUCGAGCACCCGGUGUCGGAGAUGAUCUCCGGCGUCAAUCUGCCAGCGGCGCUGCUGUGCGUCGGCAUGGGCAUCCGCCUCGACCACAUUCCCGAAGUGCGCGUCUUUUACGGCGAGGAGCCCUACGGCACGACGCCGAUCGACUUCACAGUGCGGCAGAGCCUGCCGCCCAAGUGUCACACCAUCGCCGUGCGUGUGACCGCCGAGGACACCGACGAGGGCUUCCGCCCCACCUCUGGCAAGGUGGAGGAGAUCGCCUUCAAGAACAGCAAGGAGUGCUGGGGUUACUUCUCCGUCGGCUCGGGGGGCGAGAUUCACCAGUUCGCGGACUCCCAGUUUGGCCACAUCUUCUCCUCCGGCGAGACACGCGAGGAGGCACGCCGUGGGAUGGUGCUCGCGCUGCGCAACCUCGUCGUGCGGGGCGAGGUGCGCACCUCGACGCCGUACGUGAUGGAGCUGCUCGAGACGCCCGCCUUCCGCGACUGCGACGUCAGCACGUCGUGGCUGGAUGGGCUGAUCGCCAAGAAGGCCGCGGACGUCCCGGCCCACCAGCGCAGCAUCCACUCCGCGCUGAUCGCCGCGAGCAUCUACCGCAACAUGCGCUCCAUGUACGAGCACAAGGAGAAGUACAUUUCCUUCCUCGCCGCCGGCCACGUGCCGUCCACCGAGUACCUGUCGAACUUCCGCACCGAGUCGUACGUCAACCGCUCCGAGAAGUACACGCUGAGCGCCGGCAUGGCCAGCCCCAACGAGUACGCCAUCUCCCUCAACGGCAGCAUCGUGCUCGUGCCGUUCCGCGUUCUCAAGUCAGGUGCGCUGCAGCUCACGAUCGGUGACAAGACGCUGGUCGCCUACGUCUCCGAGGAGCCGAACAGUCUGCGCAUCACCAUCGGCGGCAAGGUCACGAACUUCUCCGGCGACAUCGACCCGACAAAGAUCAUGGCCACCGUGCCGGGCCGCCUCGUGCGGUACGUAAUCGACAACGACGGUCACGUCAACGAAGGCGACACGUUCGCCGAGGUUGAGGUGAUGAAGAUGCUGCUGCCGCUGCGGGCAAGCACGACAGGCACGCUGCAUCACCGCGCCGUUCCGGGCAGCACCAUCGCCAUGGGCUCCCAGCUGGCGGAGAUUACGCCCGACGACCCGAGUAAGGUGGCGCGGCCCACCGAAAUCAAGGACCCGUGGCCCACGGAGCUGCUGCUGGCCCGGCAGUACGAGCGGCCGGACGGCGUCACGCGUGCCCGCCGCGCCGCGGAGUCGCUGUGGGAGCUCGUCAACGGCUACCACUUCAAGGAGAUGCCGAUCGAGGAGCGGGUGCGCAAGGCCUUUGCCGACCUCGCAUCGCUGAGCCUCUCCGCCGUCACUCUGAAGGCGGUGCACCUGUCCUUUCUCCCCGCGGAGUCGUUCGUCGAGUCCGAGACGCACCCGCUGACCCCCAACGAGAAGUACCGCGUCAUCAUCGACGCCAUCGUGGAGCGGUACGUCGGGGUGGAGCAAGGCUUCGACGGCAAGAGCCGCCAGGAGGCGAUCGAGGCGGUGCGCGAGUCCCUCGACAACGCCGACGCGGUCUACGCGGUCGACUUCGCCCACAACCAGGACUGCCACCACUACGUCAUGCGCAGCGUGCUGGGCUACCUGGAGGGCAACACGCUGCUGCUCAAGUCACUGAAGGAAACGCUGGCGAAGAUCGUCACGCUCAAGUCGUUCGCCUACGGCUCGCUGCUGCUGCAGUCGCGUUAUCUGCUGCGUCUGUGCUCGCUGCCGUCCUUCACGGAGCGCAAGGCGCAGUUCGCCGAGGCGCUGGAGAAGGACAGCCUGCGCGACCUCAUCGCUAGUAGCUUCGGCUACGAUCUGCUCUGCUCCAUCAUGUUCGACCGCCAGAUGGAGCACCUGGUGCAGAUCUGCCUAGAGCUGUUUGUCCGCCGCGAGUACUUCGGCGAGAGCGACAUCAAGAACCUGGACAUCUUCAAGGAGGCGAGUAACUGGUACGCCACCUACAGCUUCGACCCGAUCAUGGACGCCGACGCGCUGCUGAUGGGCGACGAGGCGGUCGUCAAGUCGCCGUACCUGAGCACUGGCAGCGGCGUCUGCGUGAUGCUGCCGGAUGAGCAGACGCUCAAGGCGACGCUCGCCUCGUCCUUCCGCGAUGUGGUGAUGCAGUACGCCGACGACGUCGUGAUCGCCACCGUCUUCGUCUCCGUGUCGCGCGAGUCGUCGCAGUCGGACGUGGCCCGCAUGUGCUACCUGCUGAUCGAGGAGGACGCCGACGUCUUCAGGAGCUUCAAGAAGCUCGAGACGCUCUUCUUUGUGGCCCACGGCAUGCCGGAGGGGCCGCACUUCUUCUCCUUCCGCGCCGAGAUGAACUUCCACGAGGACACGCUGCUGCGCAACGUGCUGCCGCAGUCGGCGCGUCGGCUCGAGCUGGAUCGGCUGUCCAACUACGAGGUCAGCAUGUACCCAACACCCUACAAGGACGUGCACGUCUUCAAGGCGGCCCCGAAGAAGGCCGGCGCCACGAUGCUUGAGCACCGCAUGUUCGCGCGGGUGGCAGUGACGCCGCAUGACAUGGGCAUGACACCGUGGACCGAGGCGACGGACGUGGACGCGGGGCACAUGCUUGCCAAGUGCCUCGCCGCGCUGCAGGCCGCGCGCGACGACUCGAGCGUCAAGUACCCUGAUAGCAACCACGUCUUUGUGAAGAUGAUCGAGCUCACCUUCGACGUCCGCACCAUGCAGCAGCUGCUCGCCUCGGCCGCCAGCUCCUACCAGGAGACGCUGGCCAACCUCGGCGUCGGCGAGGUCGAGCUGGCCUUUCACGUGAAGGUCCCCUCCGGUCUCAUCCCGAUGCGCGUCAUCGCCAGCAGCCCCUCCGGCUACGGCGUCACGGUGCACCUCUACUACGAGUCCCUCGAGAACGGCCGCGUGCAGCUGCACCGCGCCGAGACGUCCGAGGACGUCGACUACUCCUCCACCAGCCGCGGCUCCGAGUUUUUGGUCGACAUGAACCCCGCCAGCCCCACCUCCACCGUGAAGGGCUCGCCCAGCAUGAUGCGCACCAUGUCGAAGCUGGAGGCGCUGCGGGAGAUGCUGCCCUCGGAGAAGGAGCAGCAGCCGGUGGCGAGCCUGCCGGAGCCGAAGGAGGCGCGGCACCGCGCGGACACCCUCGGCCCCUACCCGCAACUCGACACCCGCCAGGUGAAGCGCCUGCAGGCUCGCCGCGCCGGCACGACGUACGUGCACGACUGGCCCGCGAUGCUGAACCUCAUUGUGCGCAAGGUCUGGAUGAAGAUGUGCCGCGCCCGCAGCCUCGACGCGUCAACCAUUCCGCAGGUCCCCUUCCACGCGACGGAGCUCUUCAUCGGCGAGGACGGUGUGACGCUCUCGGCGCAGAGACACCACGCGGCGCAGACGUGCGGCAUGGUGGUGUGGAUGGUCGAGUACGCGCCGCCGAGCUACUAUGACGUGGAGGCGCAGCUGGCGGCGACGCGGCGGGUGGUGGUGGUGGCCAACGACAUUACCUUCCAGUCCGGCUCCUUCGCCGUGCCGGAAGACCGCGUCUUCAAGGCGGCCUCGGUCCUCGCCCGCGCGCAGCACCUGCCAUUUGUGUACAUCAGCGCGAACAGCGGUGCCCGCCUGGGCCUCAGCAACGAAGUGAAGUCGAAGUUUUUGGUCGAGUUCACAGGGAAGAGCGAGAUUGCCUACCUGUACCUGACCAAGGCGGACUACGAGGAGCUCACCACGAAGAAGAGCAUUCGCAUGGAGGCGGAGCCGCUGGAGGUGAACGGGGAGACGCGCUACGUGAUCAAGGGCGUCGUCGGCGGGCCGACGGAGUACCUUGGCGUGGAGAACCUGAGCGGGUCCGGGCUCGUGGCGGGUGAGAUGUCGAAGAACUACGGCGAGAUCCCGACGAUCAGCCUCGUGUCGGGCCGCAGCGUCGGCAUCGGGGCCUACCUCAACCGCCUCGGCCGCCGCGUGAUCCAGACGAACGACUCGCCGCUCAUCCUAACCGGGGCGGGCGCCCUCAACCGCCUGCUGGGCAAGGACGUCUACAUGGGCAACAGCCAACUCGGCGGCAAGCAGAUUAUGGUGCCGAACGGUGUCACGCACUGGUGCACGCGGCACGACUACGCCUCCGCCCGCGUGCUGCUGCAGUGGCUCGACUACGUGCCGGCCGUCGCGCACCCCACCCGCUGCUCGCCGCGGUCGCUGCUGUGGAUGUCGUCGGACCCGGUCGACCGCGAUGUCACCUUCUGCCCGGUGCCGAACACGCCCUACGACCCGCGCUUCCUCGUCACCGGGUUGCUGGGCCAGACGGGCCUCUUCGACCGCGGCUCGUGGAUGGAGACGCUGGAGGGGUGGGCCCGCACGGUGGUGGCUGGCCGCGCCACCCUUGGCGGCGUCCCGUGCGGCGUCGUCCUCGUCGAGACGCGCCUGACGAAGAAGUUCGACCCCGCCGACCCGGCCGACCCGACUUCGACCUCCUCCUUCCUGACGCAGGCCGGCCAGGUGUGGUUCCCCGACUCGGCCCGCAAGACGGCCGACGCCCUCGACGACUUCCACCACGAGCGGCUGCCCUGCUUCAUCUUGGCAAACUGGCGCGGCUUCUCGGGCGGCAUGCGGGACAUGUUCGACGAGGUGCUGAAGUUCGGUGCGUCCAUCGUGGACAACCUGCGCGUCUACACGGCGCCGGUGUUCAUCUACAUCCCGCCAGCCGGCGAGCUGCGCGGUGGGGCGUGGGUGGUGGUGGACUCCGUCAUCAACCACGGCGGCGUCGUCGAGAUGUACUGCGACCCGUCCGCGCGCGGCGGCGUUUUGGAGGCGUCGGGGGUGACGGAGAUUAAAUUCCGCGACAACGACGUGCGGGACUUGAUCCGGCGCAACCGCCCCGACCUCGCCGCGAUGGAGCCGAAGGCGGCGCGGGAAGCGGAGAACGCGAUGCUCCCGCAGUACCGCGAUGUGGCCGUGCGCUUCGCCGAUCUCCACGACACGCACGUCCGCAUGAAGGCCACCGGCGUCGUGCGCGACGUCGUGCCGUGGAAGGAGAGCCGGCGCCACUUCUACCACAAGCUGCAACGCAAGCUGAAGGAGUUGGCGGUGGCGAACGACUUGGUGGAGGGCGGGACGGCGGCCACCCUGGGCGAUGCUGUGCGCGCCAUCCAGCAGCGCUACGCCGCGGCGUACCCGCACGGGCCGGCCUGGGGCACCGACGACCGUCAGCAUCUGCAGUGGCUGGAGAGCGUUGACGGCAGCUGGAUGGACGGCGAGGCGGCAGAGGCGGAGCUGGGCACGGCGGAGUGUGCGAAGGAGAUGCAGCGGCUGCUGCGUCAGCACGGAAGCGAUGCGGCGUCAAUGGAGCGGGUGCUGGCGAAGCUCUUCGAGAAUGCGGCGGUUGCCGAGGCGGCGAAGGGUGCAAUGGAGUCCUCCUUCAACUUCUCCGUCUGCAGUGGUGAGGAAGAAUAA
Molecule: messenger RNA, 6774 nt
Organism: Leptomonas pyrrhocoris
Lineage: Eukaryota; Euglenozoa; Kinetoplastea; Trypanosomatida; Trypanosomatidae
Product: putative mitochondrial acetyl-CoA carboxylase
Exons: 1
Coding region: 262-6774 (2170 amino acids)
Biological process (GO): fatty acid biosynthetic process
Molecular function (GO): ATP binding; metal ion binding; acetyl-CoA carboxylase activity
Source: RefSeq, a predicted model, not a curated record